Molecule: messenger RNA, 2248 nt
Organism: Hyposmocoma kahamanoa
Lineage: Eukaryota; Metazoa; Arthropoda; Insecta; Lepidoptera; Cosmopterigidae
Product: AN1-type zinc finger protein 2A-like
Exons: 6
Coding region: 16-696 (226 amino acids)
Biological process (GO): protein targeting to ER; proteasome-mediated ubiquitin-dependent protein catabolic process
Cellular component (GO): endoplasmic reticulum; cytoplasm
Molecular function (GO): zinc ion binding
Source: RefSeq, a predicted model, not a curated record
UUUUUGUGUAGAACUAUGGAGUUUCCUCAUAUCGGGAAGAAUUGUUGCUACAAAUCUUGCAACAGACUUGAUUUCCUGCCCAUGAAAUGUAACGCAUGUAAAGAAGUAUUUUGUUCGGACCAUUUUGCAUAUGUAAAGCACGAGUGUCCUGCACCAAACAACCGAGAUGUCCAAGUACCAGUAUGUCCCCUGUGCAGUGCCCCUGUACCAGGCAAGCGAGGGGAGCCUCCUGAUGUGGCUGUUGGAGAACACAUAGAUAAUCAAUGUACCUCAGAUCCAGCAAGGGAACGACGAAAAAAGGUAUUCACUAAUCGGUGUUCAUACAAGGGCUGUAAAACGAAAGAGAUGGUGCCUCUUGUAUGUAGCGAAUGCUCGCUUAAUUACUGCCUGCGUCAUCGCCACGUCACUGACCACACUUGUGAAGGAAAACUUGCUGCUAAGAGACGACAAGCUGCAGACGCGGCGAUGAGGCGGAUGAGGGCGUCUGAGAUCGCAGCGGCGGCGAUGUCGCCGGCAUCUUCGCCUGUCGCUUUCUCUGCUGUGCAAGGCAACAUGACUGAGGACGAGGCUCUAGCACACGCCCUAGCACUAUCUCUGCAGGAACAAAACGCGCAUUCGAGAGACAACACUUUCGCGCGCGCGUUGACGCGCCAACGGGUGGGUGGCGAACAAAACAACCGAUGUAUUCUAUCUUAGCGAUGCAAUCAAUUUAGCCUGUUUAUAAUGUUAAGAUAAAAUGGAGGUAAACUGUAAUGUACUGUUUUGGUUAAGGAUCUUUUUUAACUAAUUCGACUUUUCAAAUCUUUGUUAUAUUUUUGGAAUUGCGAGAUUAUUAAAGACCAUUUAACUGUAACGUGACGUAUAAUAAGCUCUUACUAUUAUACAAAAUGGAUAGAUGGAUACUUAAAAUGAUGUACCGAUUACAUUAUUGCAAUUUAGGUAUGUUUAUUAUAAUAAAAUAUUACAGUUUGUCUCCGAAAUACCUAAAAGCCCGUUACACCAAGUACCAAGUACCUAAAAGUGUUCAUGGAACACGAUUGUUGCCUUCAGUUGAUAUUAACAAGUUAGGAAAUGCUAGACGAAACAAUCAAUUGACCAUUUUAAAAUGAACAUGAGAAGUAAGCUCUUAGACGUCUUAUAUCAAACGACAAUUAUAUCUCAUUGGUUUGUGGUGUUACCAAAGAAAUCGAUGCUAAAUGCAGUAAAUGUUGAAAUGGCUCGCUCCAAUUUGCCAUUGAAAACGGCGAGUUUGGAAUUUCUACCUUAUAACCUAUUCACUUUGUUGUAGAAACACCAUGCUUGGCCUCGAUAUAUUAUGAUUCUCUAAUAACAUAUAUUUAUAAAUUCCCACUCAUUGUUUUUGUAUGAAAAAUCCUUUUAGACAAUAGUAGGACAUGUCAUCCAAUUUUCUUUUUUAAGUAAGUUUUAUACGAUACCACACAUUUAAUAUGAGAACAAACCUCCCAAAUCAAAGUGAGAAAGAAACAACUGUUCCAUGAUACCGUUGUAAAUGUAUGAAACAGAUUUUUUUCGCGGUUGCAUAGGGUUCCCUAUAGUAAAAUUAAUUAGGUUUCAUGCCGUUAAAAAAAGGUGUUAGAUUAUAAAUUUAUGUAAGGUGCUUACAAAUUCCAUACAGAUAAUUUUAGAGUCGUCAGUUUGCACUAAAAGGAUAAAUUCAAAAUACAAAUCAAUUUCACUUUAUGCAAAUUAUUUAUUUUUGUCUGAGAAGCGAAAUCGUAAUUCUGUUCACAAGCAUUUUGAAAGGCUUUUAAAAUAUAUCAUUGAAGAUAUUUUAAAAAUUAAGUAUUAUUGUUAUUAACCGAGUGUGUUUAGUAUUUGUUUUCUUCAAUUUCGCAAAAAUCUAACAGACUUAUUUGUGUACUUGCCUUCGAAGUGAUUGUAACAACGUAAUUGACAUUAACAAAGUAACCAUACUUAAUUUUUAAGCACCCUACAUAAUUUGAAAUAUCGGAAUGUUAUUGACGAUUUUUAUAUUAUUAUAUCUUUGUAAUUUCAUUUUAUUUUAUCUACAGUUACUUUAACAAUUCAAUUACAAAAAAAAAUUAGCGUUAGUUAAUUCAGAUUGUUUGAGAAGUAUACAUAUCUGUCUUGUACGUGUUAUUGUUAUAUUUCAUAAUAUUGUUUUAUAGUUUUUAAAAUAACUCUUUUUAAAUACUAUCACUUUACCUUCAGCAUUCCACGCUUUAGUAAAAUGUAUUCACUCCAAAAAACAUUUCCAUUUAUUCUC